ACGUCAAGAAAGGAUUGCGAGAAAGACACAACCCACGACACACAAAUUUGCAAAACAGCUCAUCAAACAACAUAUUUUUUACGGCUGGUCUCCUCUCUCCUAUCUCACUGAAUGUUUCCACCAUGAGCAAAGCACCUCAAUACCCCUCUGGAGUCAACCAAAAUGAAAGAAGAAACAGCAGAAACAAUGCAAGAGAAGAGCAACGACCUCCUGUUGGCCAAGGAGGACCCCAAACAGAGAAUGAACAAGAAGCUUUGAGGACAUUGCUGUCCUUGCCACUGGCACAGGUUGGUCGGAGGAUUGAUACGCUACCCAUCUCUCAGAAUCCCAUUUCCUACCAACAGAUUCGUUCCAUCAUUCAUGAUGUUCUUGCUAUUGUGGAUGACGAUGAUGACAUCUUCUUGUGAUGACUGAAAGUGGGCGAAAGAACGUAAAGGAAGAUACUUUCAGGCAGGCAGAAGCCCAGCAUGCAGCAAACGAAAAACGUGCAUCAGAUUGUGUAUCAAAUUGUGUAUGUGUUGUUCUAUUGCACAAUACCCUACCGGUAGUCGCAACAGACUAAACUAAACUCUCUACUUAAGCUAGCAUUUUAAGAAGACUACGUAGGCAGACCGACUU
Messenger RNA from Seminavis robusta, 618 nucleotides. Lineage: Eukaryota; Bacillariophyta; Bacillariophyceae; Naviculales; Naviculaceae. The record is from the annotation of a GenBank genome assembly.